GGAAGGCUGCCACAGCGCGUUCUCGCUGCGACCCCUGUCAGCGGACCGCCCUGACCAACUAAAACUCAGUAUCGGAAUCGUCCACGAUGGACGACUCUGCACACCUCCGGCCCCAAGACAACGCUGCACCACCAGAUGGCAGCACCAGCAGCCAGCGAGGAAGCCACCACCGCCGCCGGGACGGGAUUGACCUCGGCAUGACGACUUCACGAAGAUCCAUCUCGCCUGUGACUCGGUUGUCAGGAUCCGUUCGUGAGCGAGACCAAGAGCGAGCCGGCGAACCUCACUCCUCAAAUCCUCCUCAUCAGCGUCGCGGCCGGUCGGUCGAGCCAUCGCACCCUGGUUCCCAGAACCGUCGCCGUGACCGGACCCGAAGCCCCGAGCGUCGUAGCGGCCGUCCACCUCAACCAUCUCAUCGCUCCCGCCGCAGUCGCCGAGACCUUUCUCGUGAACCUGCUCCCCGUAGAGAGCCUCGUGCCUCGCCCGCACGCCCUUCCGCAGCCACCCGCUCCUCCCCACGGCCUGGAAGGGAACGUCGCGAAGCCGCAGAUUCUCACGUUCGCCGACGUGCAUCUCGAUCUCCAGCCCCAAGCAAGCGUCAGCGAAGCCCUAGCCCAUCGCUUGGUGGUGACUCUCGAUCGAAAAAGGCCCGGCACAGCGUUAGCCCAACGAGACCAGACAGAAUUGAGGCGCCGAAAUCUCUGCGGCCAAGAGACCAUCGUGGCCCUUCCCCCCGACCACCCCGCGACCACUCACCUCGAUCCCGCGACCGGCGUUCGAAGCACAGCAGACGAUCGGGCCGCUCCAGGUCCUGCAGUCAUCCUCGCCGACUAAGGUCUCGAUCAUCCCGUGGCAACCGUCGCGCUCGCGCCCUAUUCGAGAGCGAUUCUCGCCGCAGGAGCCGGUCCCCCACGCAUCGACAUCGCUCGCCUGGCCCUGAUACUCGACCUGCUCGAAGUCCUCAGACGUGGGGCAGCCGACCGCCGACUUCAUCCGAUACUGGAUCGCGCCGCAGACCAAGCCCUGCCCAAGAUUCCUCGCGUGCGCCCGACAAACCGGCCCCACUUACUUCCCCACGUGAAAUUCGGAGUUCGAAAAAGAACGAAAAAGGACGAGGCAACGACGGUCCGCGGUCAUCCAAGUUCGACCCAGCUUCCGGCGCUAAUAGCAUUGAGGUGAACAUGGCGGCCAGAGGCGGCUACCGCGGAGGUCACAACCCCCAAUUGCAAAGCGGAUUCCCCAAAGGGCAGUAUGAUACCCGCGGCUAUGCCCAAUCUCCAGGCCAUGGAACCCCGAUCUCUUCAUUUCACGGCUCUCCGACGGCCCAGUCGCCGUAUGGCGGUGCUGGACGAGGUUGGAACAGUCAAGCUCAUUUCUCUCCUCAGGGUAACCAAUUCUCGCCGCCGUAUCAUGGUGGUUAUGGGCUUCCCACUGGGCCGCAAGCCCAUUAUCAUCACCCUGGCCAAGCACAUUCGCCUCCUUAUCCGCCGACUGGCCCUUCCUCUCAAUAUCCCUCGGGCCCGUACCGUGGCGGUUACAGGGGCGGCUCGUUCCGGGGUGGACCGUUCUCCCCCCGAGGUGGCUUACGAGGUGGCUUCAAGAGUGCACAAUGGCACGCUCAAAGUAGUACUGGACGAAGCCAGCUUGGGCAGGCUGAGGAGUUGGAACCGUCGUCCGGCAGCCAUGCCGAGCCUCCCUCGGACAAGGGUGAUGUCUCGACGGUAGAGAGCGACAACCCUUUCAGGCCAUCCAAAGACUUGCAAGUUGAAGACACGAGCAAGGUAGAGAAGCCAACGGAAGACGAGAUGCCACCUGCGAGCCGGCAGCCUCCAACUGGGCCGCAAUCCUCAACACCUAAUAAGUUUAGUUUUAGUAUGAAAAAUGCGGCAAAACCGACCGUGGCGGCGCCAAGGCCCGAGAUAUCGUCCAAAUUCAAUGCCGCUCCGACAUCGCGAGAGCCUCCAAGCAAGCCGGCCCAGAAACCACCCCCAACGAGGCCCGAGAGAGACCGAGGCGGCUUUCCCAAGAAUGCCCCCACGGAACCCGCGUCUGCACGAUCACGUCCCGGCAUUCCCAGCGGUCCCAGCGACCGUAGGCCGCCCGAGCCGAUUAGGCACCCAGAGCCGACCCCGAAAACACGGAAAGUAAAGAAGAUCGUGAAGCGUCUGAAGGAGAAGCCGACGCUUCCUCGGGAUCUGGCCGCCUCCAAGUCUGUGUUCUUCAGGAAGCCAGGCAACGAGUCAGUUGUGGGUUCGGGCACGUACGGCAAGGUCUUCAAAGGCCUGAACGUAUACACCAAGAAGCUUGUGGCACUGAAGAAAAUUAGAAUGGAAGGCGAGAGGGACGGCUUCCCGGUCACAGCUGUGCGGGAAAUCAAGUUGCUCCGCUCGCUCAGCCACAAGAAUAUCGUCCAGCUACAGGAGGUCAUGGUCGAGGCGAACGACUGCUUCAUGGUGUUUGAGUACUUGUCGCACGACUUGACCGGUCUCCUCAACCACCCGACCUACACGCUGGAGCCCGGGCAUAAGAAGCAUCUUGCCCAGCAACUCUUUGAGGGUCUUGACUAUCUUCACACUCGAGGCGUCCUACAUCGCGACAUCAAGGCCGCGAAUAUCCUGGUCAGCAGCGACGGCAUCCUCAAGCUGGCUGACUUCGGCUUGGCGCGGUUCUACGCAAAGCACCACCAGCUCGACUACACCAACCGUGUCAUCACCAUCUGGUACCGGUCGCCGGAGCUAUUACUGGGAGAGACGCAAUACGGUCCCGCAGUGGAUAUCUGGAGCGCGGCCUGCGUGAUGGUAGAAAUAUUCAACAAGCGAGCCAUCUUCCCCGGGGAUGGCAGUGAGAUCAACCAGUUGGAGAAGAUCUAUUCCAUCCUUGGGACGCCCACCAUGAAAGACUGGCCGAACCUGAUAGAGAUGCCCUGGUUCGCUCUCCUCCGGCCUACCUACCGGAAGCCAAACGUCUUCGAGGAAAAGUACAAGGAGCUGCUGACACCUGCCGCCUUCGACCUGCUCAUCUCGAUGUUUCAAUAUGAUCCGGAUAAGCGCCCCAGUGCCGCCGAGGUCCUGAAGCACCCAUACUUCACAACGGAGGAACCCGCGCCGCGGCAGGCCGUUGAACUCAAAGACAUUGGCGGCGAGUGGCACGAGCUAGAAUCCAAAGCGCUCCGGAGGGAGAAGGAGAAGAAGGAGAAAGAGCGCGCUCGUGCCGCCCAGCAGCAUUCUGGUUCAAGGGAUGAAGGCCCCGAAAGCGUCAGCAACCGCGACAGGGAGCGUAAACGGCCGAAUGAAGGCGUUGAAGCACAGCGGGAGGCAAAGCGGCCUCAUAUUGACGCGAAUGGCAGCAAAAGCCAAGUUGGAUGACAUCAGUCUGGAGCGGCCUCCAAACAAAACUUUGGGAAAGAGUGGGCUUGCGGAUCCUCAAGGGACCUACCGUCCUCGGAACACUAAGAGCGGAGGAGCGCCCCCUGGGAGUUAUCGGAGCUAUGCCGGGCGUCUGGAUGUUCACCAGACAUUGCCGUGACAGUCAGCACGGCGCAAAGAGAUGGGGCCAACAAGGUCGAUGACAGGAAAAUCUAGAUGUCCGACUACGUGUAUUACUAUACGAGGGGGAUAACGGCCUUUUACAUGUCCACCCUUUGGUCGCAGACACC
Molecule: messenger RNA, 3655 nt
Organism: Chaetomium strumarium
Lineage: Eukaryota; Fungi; Ascomycota; Sordariomycetes; Sordariales; Chaetomiaceae
Exons: 3
Coding region: 87-3365 (1092 amino acids)
Biological process (GO): positive regulation of transcription elongation by RNA polymerase II; protein phosphorylation
Cellular component (GO): cyclin/CDK positive transcription elongation factor complex; nucleus
Molecular function (GO): cyclin binding; RNA polymerase II CTD heptapeptide repeat kinase activity; ATP binding
Source: RefSeq, a predicted model, not a curated record